AUGAUUGAAGGAGAGAAGCUGGCAGAUAGAGAGAAAUAUCAAAGAAUGGUUGGAAAACUUAUCUACUUAUCUCACACACGACUAGACAUUGCAUAUGCAGUUGGAGUAGUAAGUAGGUUUAUGCAUCAACCACAGAUACAACAUAUGAUAGCAAUUAUGAGGAUUUUGAGGUAUCUAAAGGGUAUGAGUAGCAGAGAUUGGGCAGGAGAUAGAGAUGAUAGAAAGUCCACCUCUAGGUACUUAACUCUAGUUGGAGGAAACUUGGUCACAUGGAAGAGCAAGAAGCAGAAAGUGCAACAAUCACUAUAUCUAGGAAUCCAGUAUAACAUGAUCGCACUAAACAUGUUGAGAUCGAUAGACAUUUCAUCAAGGAGAAGUUGGAGAAAAAGCUCAUUAGUCUUUCGUUUGUCAGAUCAAAGUAAGGAUCAACUAGCUGGUAUUCUUACUAAAGCAAUUUCUUUAGAGACUUUUCAGCAAACCUUGUGCAAAGAGCUUGAAGUAAAUACAACGACCAUUAAAUUGCUUCAUUAUGGACUUGGACCCUUUGAAUACAAUCGUGUCAUGGGGUAG
Amaranthus tricolor (Joseph's coat) is the source of this 570-nucleotide messenger RNA. RefSeq lists its product as uncharacterized. The record is from RefSeq and is a predicted model, not a curated record. NCBI's taxonomy places the organism in Eukaryota, Viridiplantae, Streptophyta, Magnoliopsida, Caryophyllales, Amaranthaceae. The transcript is spliced from 4 exons. The coding region runs from base 1 to 570 and encodes 189 amino acids.